This is a messenger RNA of Ylistrum balloti, 4482 nucleotides long. RefSeq names its product F-actin-uncapping protein LRRC16A-like. The record is from RefSeq and is a predicted model, not a curated record. The transcript has 36 exons. The annotation marks the transcript as partial. Lineage: Eukaryota; Metazoa; Mollusca; Bivalvia; Pectinida; Pectinidae. Gene Ontology annotation, biological process: cell migration; regulation of Arp2/3 complex-mediated actin nucleation. Gene Ontology annotation, cellular component: plasma membrane; lamellipodium.
AUGGCAUCCAUCAACAAUGUGCCUCGUGAUAUACAAGAUAGCAUACGUGAAAUUCUUGGGAAGAGGGUCAAGUUGUUCAUUAAGCGUAUGGUUAAGCAAGAGACAAAACCUGAGAAAUGGGAACAAAGAGUAUUGGUUUUCUCAGGAUGUCGACUAUUUGUAUUCAUUCCAAAAACACCAGCAAGGCUGGAGAAUAACUUUAAUUAUCUUGACAUUCAAGCAAUAGAAAGUAAAAAACAGAACCAGUUAGCUCUAACAGUAGAUGGAAAAACAUACAACUUUGUGACACUGGAUGUGGAGACAGAGGAGGUCAAUCACAUGAUCACACACUUGGCAGUAUCUCUAUGUCACAUCUUCCCCGACUUCACCAUAGAGAGAUUGAUUAAGAAAAUAGAUGUGUGCCCACCAGAACGGACAAAGAUGAUGACAGACAUGACUAAAAACAUCUCUAAGGAAACAGGACCAUGUGGUGGAUUUACCAUGAUGUAUGCUUGUAUGUGUGACUACCACAGCCUGCCCUUUAGGGCAGAGGUUGAAUGGGAUAUUGAUACAAUAUACCUUUCACAAGACUCAAGAGAACUCUGCCUUCGUGACUUCGAUCACUUAGAACCAAAAGAUCUUGUGCCUAUCAUAGGAGCCUUAGAACACAACACAUGGUUUACCAAGCUUGAUGCCAACGAUGUCAAACUGACAUUGGAAGCCCAGUUAGAAGUGUUCAAGGUGAUGAGAAGGAAUGCUGUGAUAAACGAAUUAUGUCUAAGUAACUCAGGGAUAAACACAGAUUUUGUUCAGAAGCUUUCAACAGCUCUCCUGUCCAACAGUUCUACAGCACUACAUAGUAUAGACCUGUCAAAAAACACACUCGAUGACAAAGCCAUCAUCCACCUGAUCGGAACCCUGGGGAGUUUGUGUCGAGGUUUGAUACGGUUUGACAUCAGCCAUGCCAAGAUCACUGGAAGGGGUCUAAACAAGGUAGCAGAGACCCUCACACAUAACAUGGUAGUAGUGGGAAAACUUCAAAACUUAAGCCUCGCUGAUAAUCCAGCCAAGGGGGAGGAUCUUCAGAAGCUGUACCACUUUCUCGCCAACCCAAAUACCGUCACACACUUGGACCUGUCUGGUAUAGACUGUGCCUUGGAAAAUCUGUGUGGGCCGUUACUACGAGGCAGUUUAGCUACUCUCACACAUCUUACCUUGGCAAGGAACACUUUCUCUCACAAGAAAGUCAAAGAUGUAACACCGCCAUCAUCCUGGAAACAGUUUUUUGCCAGUGUGUAUGAUCUACAACAUCUGGAUCUAUCUGGCUGUAAACUUUUUAGUGAACCACUCAGAGAGCUGUUGCUAGGAUUAGCCAGUAACAUACAUCUGAGUGGUGUACACCUCGACCUCAGCAGUAACGACCUCAUGUCCCAGGGGGCCACGGUGCUUGAGAGCUGCCUCAGCAACAUCAAAUGUCUCAAAAGUCUUGACCUCAGUAAUAACGGUAUUGACCAAAGCCUCAUCAGCCUGCUCAACUGGAUCAGAAACAACCGAGGAAUAAAACACCUGGCUAUCGGCCGUAACUUCGACCACAUCAAACCAAGAAAUUUACCAAAUGUCCUUGAUGCCAUUGUACAGCUGAUUCAAGAUGAAGAUUAUCAUCUGGAGUCUCUGUCAUUGGCGGAUUCCAAGUUGAAGAGUCAUAUAUCAACUAUACUCAACUCACUUGGUAGUAACCUUUCUCUGUUGGAAAUUGACAUCAGUGGAAACCAUAUGGGAGACUUUGGAGCGAGGAUGCUUUCCAAGGCUUUACAGAUCAACACUAAGCUGCGGACUAUUCUGUGGGACAAGAAUUCCACAACUGUUCUAGGGUUUGAGGACAUCGCUGGAGCCUUAGAAAAGAACUACACACUGAAGAAGAUGCCCACCCCUAUCAACGAUGCUGGAUCUGCUCUGAAACAACAUCCAGAGAGGACAGAAGCCUCUCUACAGAAGAUUGAGAUGUUACUACAGCGAAACCAUAGUCCACAGAAAUAUUCAUCUGACCAGGGCUUUAGGAUGCAACAGGGAUUUCUGGUCAGCUCUACCCAACAGACAAUGGACAGAUUGGUAGUCCAGAACCAGGACACUGUGAAUGCUCUUGACCACGGAAACACAGAAGACUUCCAGUCUGACAUAAAUGUGGCCAACAGUCUUAUAAAGGAUGCAGGCAACUCCAAACAGUUGCUACCACAGCUACAAGUGAUUGCCAACAAGUCACUGUCAACAGGCAACCCUGUGGAAGCAUGUCUUAAAGAGAUGUCGGACACACUGAGACAGGUGUUGGAGAAACAUAUGAAGAAAACAGUUGAAGACAUGUUAGAAUGUACUAGUAACCAGUGUGCUUCUGUGAUGGCUGAUAAGGAAGUGCAGUCUGACUUGGAGACAAAUUGUGGAGAAAAAAGUUCCUUUCCUAAAGAUUUCACCAAACAUAUCCUAGACAGUGUAGAAACAGAGAUAUUUAAUAAACUAAGCGAGCUGAAUUUAGUGGUAGCUACCCACAUCUCUGACAAAGUCAUGGAUGAAGUUAUAGACAGCCUGACAUCGAGUCACAAAACUCUGACAAACCAUCUGAAUGUGAUGAAGAGCAGUACAUCGAUGAAAAGUCAGCGUGAAUCUAAGAAAGAAGAGAUGGAAAGCAAGGAGGAGAAAGCAGAUGAAGGCAAAGAGAAACCAGACACUGAUAGUCAAGAAAAAAUCUCGCUCAAGGUCGACUCCUCACCAAUGGAUUCACCGAUGAUCGACAGAAGAGAGAGCAAAAUUAAACGAAUGAUUAGACCUCCAACUGUUAUAGAUGCUGAGCAGGUACAAAAAGCUUUACAAAUGCACAACCGAAAAUUGGAAAGCACUGCUGAAAAUUCUCCUCCCAAAGGUGACCCUGUUGACCCUAUACAAACAACCCCAAAGGUCACGCCAGUCACAACCCCUCAGACCACACCCACAUUGACUCGCCCCUCCCCAGAAUCCACCCCUACUUCACAAGAUCCUGUUCCCAAGCCUCGGAUCAAGAGAAGGUCUGUGCUGUUAUCAGUCUCAGGAAAGUCUGAGAGUCAAAGUCAGGGGGUUGCCAAGCAACAGAAUGAGAGUCAGAGGGUUACCAAGCCUCUGGCCAACCCUCUAAUCACAGUGGGAUCUACAGAAGACCUUGCCAAUAACAUUCAGCUAAGCAAGACUGAAGCCAUUGCUGAAGAGCCGUCCAGCUCCAUGACAUCUUCUGUCACAUCAGACACCAUUGAUCUGGAUAACCUUGGGGAGACUGGUCCGAAGCUGUUUAAUCCAAAUAAGGGCCGCGCCAAGAGACAAAAGAACCACCAGUCACGACGACCAGGCGCUUCGACAAAGUUAGCCACAAAUGAACCACUCCAAGCAGAUGAAGGUCUUGACACAUUCUUCAACAGACAGACAGUAAGGGAGCACACUGUUACAGCUCAAGCUACAGAGGUCCCAAGCACCCAGUUAAGCAAGUCCAUAUCAGAUGCGAAAAUCAAAAAAGAUAAGAAUCCGAAGGAGAAAGAAAAGGAGCCAGAAAAGAAAAAAGGAUUUGCAGGUUUUUUCAAAAAAAAGAAAACAUCUACUGAUGAAUCUGCUAAAGCAGAUAAAUCUCCAGAUCGGGGUAAGAAAAAAGGAUCCUCACCAGAACGAUCAGGUUCAUCUAGCAAGGGUGGAGGACUGUUUGACAGGAACUCCAAAGUGAGAUUGUCCCCUUUCAAGAAUAAAAAGGAUAAAAAGGGAGACAAAUCUCCAGAAAGGAAUGGAAAGGAGGAGAGUAAAGCAGAGAAGGCAACAGAAGCUGAGAAAAAGCCUGCUGAGACAGUGAAGGAGGUGGCAAGGGAACCAACACCUGAACCACAGGUCAAACAUGAACCUUCUCCUGAACUUCAGACUGAACCCAAGGCUGAACCAAAGCCAGACCCUGAACCAGAGGAGCCAAGGCAGCCUAAACAAGCCUUGAAACCCAAGUAUGGCUUAGGAAGAGGCAAACCUAUGGGAUUCGGGGAGAGCAUGAUGCAACAGAUGCUGCAGACCAAACGAUUCUCUGGGAAUAUUUUGGAUGAAGAUGAUUCUCCAACAGCCACGUCGCCAGGGGCAGGAUCUACAGCUAGUUCCCCUUCACCUCAACCCAAUGGAUCUUCAAGGCCUCCAUCAAUAGCAUCAAAACCCAAACCUGCACCACGUAAUCGUCGCUCAGAUGUAGAGGAAGUGGUAGGGAAUGCCGGAACAGGAGACAGAAAGUCUGGAGACGUGAAGAAACCUCCACCUCCGCUGUUGAAGCCACGCCCACCAAAACCUCCAAACAAACCGGGCAGCUCACCACGCACCAGUUCCAAUCAGAGCUCUACCAGUGAUGAGUCCUUUGAUGGUGAGAAGUCAGCAGAUGGUAAGAAGACGGAGGAAGGUGUAGUAGUGGACUCAAAGACCUUACGGCUGUCUGUGGAAGACAAAAUAAAGAAAAUGGGGCUGGAC